Messenger RNA from Linum tenue, 2606 nucleotides. NCBI's taxonomy places the organism in Eukaryota, Viridiplantae, Streptophyta, Magnoliopsida, Malpighiales, Linaceae. The record is from the annotation of a GenBank genome assembly.
UAAUCGUAUUGGCGGGAGCCAACAGAACACCUUAUCCACCACCAGUUUCAGCGCCAGCAUGGCAAUAUCCAAACCAUAUCAACGCAAUUUUCCCACCACAGAUACAGAGAGUGAGAGACCAAACCACCACCUGCUGCAGGGUAAAAGAACCCAGCAAAGGAACGGAGAAAAGCUAGCAGCUGGAGAGGAAGGAGUUGGCGAGAGCGAGAGAAUGCGAAGCGUGGCGGUCUCAGAAGGGCGUUUCAUCUCCCCACAUUGUUCAUUGCCGCCAUCGCCAUGUCUUCUCAACGGCAAGCCUCUCAAGUCCCGCUUGCUCCCUCUCAGUCCCAUGAACACUACUCCUUCCUCAUCCUCCCGCCUUCUCUCCAGGUGUUCGAGAAAAGGGCUCACUGAGCCGUUUCAGGAAGUACUUCGAGGGAUGCUUCCCGGUGUGUAUGACAACGAUUCUCACGAUUCUGUAACCCUGCUCUCUCUCUCUCUCUCUCCUUUCACUGUGAAGGUUCGUGAGUUAGGUGGUAGUCAUUCGUUUAUGGGGAUAUGUUGCAAUUGGUCACAGGGAGUUGGUGAUGGCGCCAACAACAGCCGGGCGCCGGGAGAACUGGUUCGGAUUAUGGACGGCAAUGGGAAGAUAAAUUCAUUUCAAGAAAUUGGCGCUGUGGAAGCUGCUACAUUACACGAGGGCGUAAUGAAACUAUUUGUGUUCCUCUCUGGGUGUCUAGUGCUCCAGGGCUCUGAUCCAGCGGCUGCUGUUGCAAUGGAGCUCUCAAACAGUGGGUUGCAAUCCAUUCCUUAUCUUGGAGACCUUGGUGACAUUCGCACAGGUUUCGCCUCAGCAUUCUUGCUGAUAUUUUUCUCGGAGUUGGGUGACAAAACUUUUUUCAUUGCGGCACUUUUAGCGGCUAGGAAUUCUGCCGCCAUUGUCUUCACAGGGACCUUUGGCGCCCUUGGUGUAAUGACUGUCAUAUCCGUGUUACUUGGAAGAACUUUCCAUUAUGUGGAUGAGAUCCUUCCGUUCAGGUACUUACUUUGAUACUCUAGUGAAAUUUGAAGAUUUGCCUAUUGAUGAUAUUGCUGCAGUUUGCCUUUUGGUGAGUGUCAAUAUCCCUGAAUGUUUGUAUUUAAAGGUGCCAUUCCUUUGGAACUGUGUGCUUGUCAUUGAAGUAAACAACACUUUCCCUGCUAACUUGAGUAUAUUUCAGGUCUAUUUCGGGAUAUCAACAUUAAUUGAUGCCUCUUCAAGCGAUAGCCCAAAAGCAGAAGAUGAACAAAAGGAAGCGGAGCUAGCAGUUUCAGAGUUCUCCGGAAAUGGUGCAGGCAUUUUAUCCGCUGCUAACACCAUUGUCAGCACAUUUGCUUUGGUUUUUGUUGCUGAAUGGGGUGACAAAUCAUUUUUCUCUACAAUUGCACUUGCUGCUGCAUCUUCCCCUCUUGGUGUCAUUGCUGGAGCUCUGGCUGGUCAUGGUGUUGCAACCUUGAUUGCUGUCUUGGGAGGUUCUUUACUGGGAACAUUCCUAUCAGAGAAGGUACAGAAACUCUUGAAACCUCUCCAACUUUGUUUGAUCUGCAUAUCUUGAAAUAAAAUGCCUGUUUCAUAACUUGGAAUUUCAUUAUGUACUAAAAGUGAAAACCCAUAAUAUGCUAAUGACAUUUUGACGAGUGACAUGUGAUCCUCUUCCUGGUCCCCAAAAAAGAGUUCCUGACUGAAAGACUCAAAGGUGCCAUCAGCAUCUUAACUCUCAACCAUUCAAGUUGUCACCCAACCCUCAUCAGUCUUUUGCCCUUUGAAUACUGAUUUUCCAUUAUACCGAAAGAAAAAGACAAUCCUAGAUGAAGACCAAUAACCAGAGUUAUUGUGAGUGGAAGAACCAUGAACCAAGUACAAAGAACCCAACCACAAAAUGUCUUGUCUCUAGUACUCUCUUCUUUUUUCUACCACCAACCCUAUAAUGUUUGAAAACUCUGAUCACCUUACGACAGGCUGAAUUCCGAGCAGCAUAUAAUAACAUACGCUGCUGGGCUGGAAUAUAUGUUGUAGAUCUUUUACACUUCUCAUAAUCUGCAACAAUUACACGUGCUUGUACAGAAUCAGCUUCUUAUUCAACUUCCGCCAUUAUAUUAUGAUGGACUGAGGACAAAAGGAGAAGGACAAAAAUUCUUUUUUGGUGCUUUUGGACAGGUCAUAGCAUACAUUGGUGGGAUUCUUUUCCUUGUCUUCGCCGCCAUGACACUGAUCGAGAUUGUGAGUUGAAAAGGCGCAACUAUGACAGGCAUGGUGUUGCUAUUGCCCCCAUUCUUCAGUUUUUGUAGGCAUUAGAAUGUCUCAGGUCCAGCCAUGCUCCAGUUAGCACAAAGCAUAAAGGAGUUUGAUUUGUUUGGAUUUGUUAUCAUCAUUGUAUCAAUCAAACUAACAUUUGUUUAGUAAAUAGAACUUGCACGCUGUCCUCUAUGUAAAUUUCAAGCAGCUCGAUUCAUCUGCCUGGGACUUUUGAUUUGUCUAGUUUUAAUGUAAAAUUGGUAAGAAAGUACAGGCAUUUUUGGCCUUUUGGUUUGUCUAUGUGGGAAGCUUAGCUCGAAGUAGGGAUUUUUUAUUUGAUAACCCAGAACAU